Drosophila hydei is the source of this 686-nucleotide messenger RNA. RefSeq names its product dynactin subunit 6 (gene DCTN6-p27). The transcript has 2 exons. The record is from RefSeq and is a predicted model, not a curated record. Lineage: Eukaryota; Metazoa; Arthropoda; Insecta; Diptera; Drosophilidae. Gene Ontology annotation, molecular function: dynein complex binding. The coding region runs from base 76 to 633 and encodes 185 amino acids. Gene Ontology annotation, cellular component: dynactin complex. Gene Ontology annotation, biological process: mitotic spindle organization.
UUAUCGAAUACUCGAUUACUACUAUUGUGAGCACAAAACAUAAACAUCUUGCGGAAAGGAAAUACAAUUUUUGCAAUGCCUACUGAAAACAACAUAAAAAUACUGCCUAAAUCGGUGGUAUGCGAGGAGAGUACACUACGUGGUGACAUCACCUUUUCAUCUGGCUGCGUUGUCCAUCCCAGUGCAACAAUCAUUGCCGACGCUGGCCCCAUUAUACUAGGCGAAAAUUGUAUUGUGGAGGAAUAUGCAACCAUUGCGCAUCGCUUAGCUGACGGUGCCAGCUGGGAUGCCAAUAAUAUUCUAAGCAUCGGGAGUCACAAUGUCUUCGAAGUGGGCUGCACGGUGGAGGCGGCACGGAUUGGCGACAAGAAUGUAUUUGAGAGCAAGUGCUUUGUAGGCCGAGGAGUAACCGUAUCCAGUGGCUGUGUAAUAGGAGCAGGCAUUCAAAUGCGCACAGUUCAAUUAAUGCCCGAAAACACCAUUGUAUAUGGGCAGCAGGCGCUUCAACGUGAAGCCAUUGAGAAGCAAGGGUCGCAAACUUUGCAGAUUGACUUUUUAAGGAAGGUGCUGCCCAAUUAUCAUCAUCUGCGUAAGCCCAACUACGAUCCGAAGAAGGCACGCAGCGUUGUCUAGAAAAAAAGUCAUGAUACCUUUCCAUAGGCUAGCAUAUAUAUUAGUUAAUCUCU